AUGAGUAACCGGUAUGGAACAGAAAAGAGGGAGGGUCAAAUAGGGAAUGAGGAGUUUGAUUAUGAAAAAUACAUGUAUGAACAAAGAAGAAUUGAGGAGGAUUUGGAUAAUAUUGAAGAUGAGAAAAUGAGUAGAAAGGGUUUGCUUAUGAAUAUUAAAAUGUAUGAUGAUUCAAUGAAAGAAAUGGAGAUAAUCAAGGAUCGUUUAGAAUUAUGGAAAGAAAGUUUGGAAGGAUUAAAUGAGAGUAUAGGAAGAGAUGCACUUUAUGUUAAAGAAAUUGCAAUAAAAGUUGUAGAAAGAAAGGUGGAAGAAGUAAUGAGUGAGAGGAAGAUAAUAUUAAAGAAGAUGAUGGAUAAAUUAGAGAAUUUUACAAAUGUAAUAAAGACAAGUAUGGAUUGUAUGAGUAAUUCAAUUAUUGACUUUGAAAAGAAGGUUUAUAACAGUCAAGAAAAUGGUGAUUAUCUAGCUUUUGAUUAUAAAAGUAAUAAUAGAAUAUGCAAAUCGUAUUACCAGUUAUGCCAAAGAUUAAAGGAGUAUUUAAGAAAUAUUAGUCCUUACUUUAAAGAUAAUUUUGAGUUAGAUUUUGGACUAAAUAUGGAAAUGAAUAUGGGUUUGGGUAUAGAUCUAAAUCAAAAAAUUUCUGGAACUCAUAUUAACCAUAGAACUCAAGUUGGGAAUAAUUCGAAUAGAUUUGAAUGUGAAAAUAGUGAGUUAAAAUCAAUUAUUUUGGAGGAGUCAAAGUUGCUGAGAGAGCCAGUUAUUCUGUUGAUAAACCCUAAAAGAAUGCAGACUAUUAAUUUGAGAAACAAGAUUAACAGGCCUGAUUUGGAAGAAAUUCUUUCUAGUUCUGUGACUUUGAAUUCAAGUAAUGAUAGUUUCUCCUCUAAACAGGAAAGUGAUUUGUGUAAUAAUCACCAUUUUAAUAUGAAGAAUGGGAACUACACUUUAAACGGUAGAGGAUGUGAAUCUAAACAUGUUCUUGGAUCUAAUACUAGUACAGGUGUUAAAUUUGAAGAAGAAAAAGAACAAAAACAAGAACAAGUACAGGAACAGGAACAACAGUUAAAUAAAAUGCAAAAACAAGAGCAAAAACAAGAUCAAACUAGAGAAAGAGGUUCUGGUUGCAGUGAUGAAGAAAACGGGCAUUUUGAUACGGAUGUUAGCAUAAGCAUUAAAAGAGUUAAACAUAAGCUUGGAUGCAGAGGAUUAAAAGAUAGGUCCAGAUCCAAGUCUAGAUCUAAAUCUAAAUCCAACUCCAGGUGCAAAUCCAGAUCAAUUUCCGAGCCAAGAAUGGCAUUUAAGAAAGAAAGUGAGUUAAAAAUAAAUAAGAUUAGAGGUUUAGUGAGUGAAUUGGAAUCUGAACUGGGUUCCCAGUCUGAGACAGAGUCUAGGAUUUAUAUUAAAAAAGGCAAGUCAAAUGGAAAGGGAAAGAUUAGAGGAAGGAGUGGCAAUAGUGUGGUUAGCAAAAACCUUAUUGAAGAGAAAAGUAUUUCCAAAAAUAAACCAAAAACUAAGCCAGACAGUCAGAAUGCUCGGUUUAAAAAGAAAGGAUCUUAUUCCAGUUCAAACUCCAGUUUCAGUCCACUUUCCAAUCUAGAGUAUGAUUCUGACUCCAAUUUCGGUUCAGUUUCUGAUUCCAGUUCUGGAUCUGAAAUGAAUUUGAAUGGAAAGUCCAGGAAAUCUAAAAUAAAACUGAGAGAGUUGAUUAAAGACUACUCAAAUCUCUAUGCUGAGUACAUAGUUUCAAAGAAUUUGUCAAAAAUCAACACUUAUUAUUAA
Messenger RNA from Cryptosporidium ubiquitum, 1779 nucleotides. RefSeq lists its product as uncharacterized. The coding region runs from base 1 to 1779 and encodes 592 amino acids. NCBI's taxonomy places the organism in Eukaryota, Apicomplexa, Conoidasida, Eucoccidiorida, Cryptosporidiidae. The transcript has a single exon. The record is from RefSeq and is a predicted model, not a curated record.